AUGGCUACUCAAGAGCUAAUUGCCAUUUUAGAACGAACUGCGGUUGGCUCUCAAAGCGAUUUGGAAAAUGCACGAAAUUUUCUUGCCAAAGCAGCUGAACAAAAUUUGCCUGAACUUCUAAAACAUUUAUCCGAUAUAUUAAAUACAGCCACAAAUAAUCCAACUGCGCGCACACAAGCAGCAUUACAAUUGAAAAAUGCUCUCUAUUCUCGCGAAGAAAAUUUGAAAAAAGUCUAUCAAGACCGUUGGUUGGGAAUGCCACAAGAUAUAAGAAAUCACAUCAAGAACAAUUGUUUUGAAGCACUCGGCACUGAAACAUCAAAACCAUCUCAAGCUGCUCAGUGUGUCGGUUAUAUCGCUUGUGCUGAUUUACCACGUGGACAGUGGCGCGAUUUAAUCGAACGACUAGUCGCCAAUGUAACAACGCCGGGAAAAGCGGAUAAUUUACGUGAAGCUAGUCUCGAAGCGCUCGGCUAUAUAUGUCAAGAUAUUGAUGCCAGUGUUUUGGUUCCACAAAGUAAUGUUAUUUUAACAGCACUCGUAUAUGGCAUGAGAAAAGAAGAAGUGAACGAUAAUGUCCGUCUAGCAGCUACAACAGCUAUGUUAAAUUCAUUAGAAUUUACCAAGAAUAACUUUCAAAAUGAUAGUGAAAGACAUUACAUCAUGCAAGUUGUAUGUGAAGCUACUCAGUCACCAAAUCUUAAAAUUCAAGUAGCAGCACUACAAAACUUGGUCAAAAUUUUAACAUUAUAUUAUGAUUACAUGGAAUAUUAUAUGGGUCCAGCAUUAUUCGCUAUAACAAUGGACGCUAUGAAAUCAUCUCAUGACGAAGUUGCUUUACAAGGUAUUGAGUUUUGGAGUAAUGUUUGUGAUGAAGAAUAUGAACUCCAACUUAUGCAACAAGAAGCAGCGGAACAAAAUCGUCAGCCCGAACGUACAAGUCGUUAUUAUGCGCGUGGUGCGUUACAAUAUUUGGUUCCGGUUCUAUUACAACGUCUCACUGUACAAGAAGAAACUGAUGAUGAUGACGAUUGGAAUCCAUGUAAAGCAGCUGGUGUCUGUUUAAUGUUAUUAGCAAGUUGUGCAGAAAAUACAAUUAUUCAACAUGUAUUUCCAUUUGUUAGUGAAAAUAUUAAACACACUGACUGGAGACAUCGAGAAGCAGCUGUUAUGGCAUUUGGAUCAAUGAUGGAAGGUCCCGAUGUUCAAAGUAUAAAACCAAUAGCUGAACAAGCCGUUCCAUUUUUAAUUGAAUUAUUGCAUGAUCAACGUGUUGCUGUACGUGAUACAACGGCAUGGACAAUUGGACGAAUAUUUGAAUUCGUUUCACAAGCCGUGAUGGACGAUAAUUUGUUACGUGGAAUAUUAACAGCAUUAGUUGCUGGUUUGGCUGAUGUUCCGCGUGUAGCAACAAAUAUCUGUUGGUCAUUUUCGAGCUUGGCACGUGCUGCAUACGAAAAUGCUGAAUGUCCAGAAGAUGAUGAUACACCAAACACAUAUAUAUUAUCUCAAUAUUUCGAAGGUAUCGUGCAGAAAUUAAUCCUAACUACGGAUAGGAAUGACGGUAAUCAGUCGAAUUUACGCAAUGCAGCUUACGAAGCUCUUAUGGAAAUGAUUCGUCAUAGUCCAAAAGAUUGUUAUGCAACUGUUCAACGAACAACAAUGACUGUAUUGGAAAGAUUAAACAACGUUAUCUCGAUGGAAAGUCAUACAGCUAAUCCAAACGAUCGAGUACAAAUAAGUGAUCUUGAAUCGUUACUGUGUGCAACAUUACAGAGUGUUUUACGUAAAAUGCAUGCAGAUGAUGCCCCCAUCAUCUCCGAUCAUAUAAUGACAGCACUAUUAUCAAUGUUAAAGUCAAAUAAUGGCAAAGCUAGUUCGGUCCAUGAAGAUGCAUUAGUAGCUAUUGGAACACUUGUUGAAGUACUUGGUCCUGACUUUAUUAAGUAUCUUCCGCACGUAUUACCAUAUUUAUUUGAAUCAUUAAAUAACCAUGCAGAUUAUCAAAUAUGUGCGGCGGCUGUUGGAUUAGUUGGUGAUUUAAGUCGAUCGUUAUUAGACAAAAUUAUACCAGUUUGUGAUCAAAUAAUGACACAUUUAUUACAAUGUCUUGGUGAUGAUAAACUUCAUCGUUCCGUUAAACCACAAAUAUUAAGCACAUUUGGUGAUAUUGCCUUAGCUAUUGGAUCUGAAUUUAAAAAAUAUCUUGAAGUUGUCUUAACCACAUUAAAUCAAGCAUGUCGUGCACAAGUAGCAAAAAAUGAUUAUGAUAUGAUUGAUUAUCUAAAUGAUUUACGUGAAGGCUGUUUAAGUGCAUAUACUGGAAUCAUACAGGGCUUAAGAAACUCACCGUCAUCGACUGUUGGACCAAAUGGUACAACGUCAACACCAUUAGUCGAUUUACAAUUAGUAACAGCACAAUUACCAUUUAUCAUUCAAUUUGUUGAAGUUGUUGCACGUGAUCCAAAUAAAUCGGAUACAAUUAUUGGAGCGACCAUUGGUUUGAUUGGUGAUUUAGUUACAUCAUAUGGACAAGGCAUGUUACAAUUUGUUGAACGCGAUACAAUAGACAAACUUAUAACAGAAGGAAAACGUUCAAAAAUAAUGAAAACAAAAACAUUAGCCACUUGGGCGGCUAAAGAAAUUCGAAAACUGAAAAGUGGUUGA
Didymodactylos carnosus is the source of this 2667-nucleotide messenger RNA. The record is from the annotation of a GenBank genome assembly. Lineage: Eukaryota; Metazoa; Rotifera; Eurotatoria; Philodinida; Philodinidae.